AUGACAACAAUCGGAAAAGAUACAACUAAUCCUAAUAAUGCAGUUCCGAACGAUAUGUAUGUUAAAUUGAUCUCAUCUGAUGAACAUGAAUUUUAUGUUAAACGUGACCUUGCUCUUACUUCUCAAACAAUCAAAGCCAUGUUAAGUGGACCAGGACAAUAUGCAGAAAAUGAAACAAAUGUUAUUCAUUUUCGAAGUAUUAGUUCACAGGUUCUUGCAAGGAUCUGUUCAUAUUUUGCUUAUAAAGCUCGAUACUCAAAUUCAACAAUUGAAAUACCUGAAUUCCCAAUAGCACCUGAACAAGCACUUGAAUUACUUAUGGCAGCAAAUUUUUUAGAUUGUUAA
Rotaria sp. Silwood1 is the source of this 345-nucleotide messenger RNA. NCBI's taxonomy places the organism in Eukaryota, Metazoa, Rotifera, Eurotatoria, Philodinida, Philodinidae. The record is from the annotation of a GenBank genome assembly.